AUGAUUAGUUCACCGUUUAUUGGAUCUCGUUUAUCUAAUAGAGGAUCUGGUGGGAUUAGUGUUAAUAAUUGUCCUGUCGAUGAGUUGGCUGAUGGAGGAGAUGAAGUGAUUGAAGAUCAUGGUGAAGGUAACAUCUUAUCUGUUCAUUACAGUACUCACCUUUUAGGGUUUGCUUAUUAUUCAACCAAAAGGAAUAGAUUUUUCCUUUUUGAAGAUCAAACUGAAGUGGCUGGUGAUUUGUCGGUAAUAGAUAAAGUUGUCCUACAAGUUGAACCUAAAAAAAUACUCAUCUCAACAAGACUUGACUCGAAGGUCAAGGAUCGUUUGAUGUUUGCAGUUAAACAAUUGAUUUUACCCGUUAAUGGAGAUUCAACUGGAUUAGGUGACAAUCGACAGCAGUCUCAAGACGGUCUAUUUGGAAGAGACUCGGCAAAUGAACGGGAAAGGGCUGGAUUCUUUGGUGGUGAUGAUGGAAAUGGGUCAAAAAGAGCUCGUAAUAUGGACUGUCGAGAAUCACCAUUUUCGGGAUCCAGAAGAUUAAGUAUGUUUGAAGAAUCAGAUGCUUAUAGUGAUGAUUUCGAUGAAUCUAUUGACUUGGAAGGAAUAAAUGAAUUUUCUGGAAUCAUUAUGACUCGUCAAGCGUCCGAUUUUCUGCCUGAUGAAGCCUGGGCUAAAGUCUUUCAACUGCAAGUAUCAGAUAUGCCGACAUUCUCUGACCCAAGACAAAAGUUAAUGUAUCUUUCAACGUUACUUGACUCUUCUCAAAAAAUAACAUUACUCGCUCUUGGUGCUCUCAUAAAGGAGAUUGAAAGUUCCAAUUUAAUCUCUGAUGGUGAUGGACAAAAGAUUAUUAUCAAUGGAAUAUCCACCGUCACUCUACAAGAUUUGAUCUAUCUUGAUUCACAAUCCAAAUUGGCUCUCCAAAUUUUUGCAAUUGAAAAUCAUCCUUCCGUCUACAAGCAGGGUAACUCACGUAAAGAAGGUUUAAGCCUUUUCGCCCUUUACAAUCGAUGUUCAACUCGAAUUGGAUCUCGUCAUUUGAAGAAGCUUUUUAAUCAGCCAACUAAAAAUGUACAAGAGCUCAAUGAAAGGCUUGAUAUGGUUCAAUUUUUCUUCGACACCCCGUCAAUAGCUGAUGGCAUAAAAAGCUGUUUGAAAGGAAUUCAAGAUCCUUCAUCAGUGAUUGAGAAAAUGCGCUAUGCUGAUUGUAAUGUCAACGAUUGGGCUAAAUUACUACGAACAGCCAAACUUACUCAGAGAGUUUAUGAGUAUUUAAGAAACAUCAAGAACAACUUUUCCAUUGCUUCAUAUUUUGUUGAUGUUUUUGACUCAAGUCGACUUUCAGACAUUAUCGAUCUGAUUGAUGCUGUAAUCGAUUUUCGUGAAUCCCGUGCAACUGGAAGAUUCGAGAUUAAUAGAAAAAUAGACAUGGAUCUUGAUGAAUUGAAAAAUCUUUUUGGAAAACUACCUGAUAUCAUGCACCAAUAUGGAAUGAAAGAAUUCUCUCGUUAUGUUGACAGAAUUCCUUCUUGUCAAAUCAUCUAUGCAACUCACCUUGGUUUUCAUUUGAAAGUUCCACUUAAUCCUGGACAAAUGUUUGAAAACAACUUUAAAAUUGCUGGACUAGAAUUUCGUUAUCGAGUUGGAGAAUCUGGUUUCUAUAAAUCACCAAUGACAAGAGAACUAGAUGAAACUUUUGGUGAUAUUCUUAUUGAAAUAACAGAGAAACAGCGUAAGCUACUUGUCCAGCUUCAACUCAAGGUCUUGAAUGGAAUCAGUGUUUUGGAUGAAUUGGCUCAUCUUUGUGCUCAAAUUGAUGCGUACAUCGCAAUAGCGGAGACAUCGAGAUGUUUCAAGUACAAGAGACCUGUUUUCAAUGACAAUGAUGAAAUAGAAGUUGAAGAAGGGCGGCAUCCUCUUCAAGAGAUAUUUGUCAACUCGUAUGUCGCAAACGAUAGCAAAACAGGAAAUCAACCUGGAAAGAUAAGAAUCAUAACUGGUCCAAAUGCAAGCGGUAAAAGUAUUCAUCUGAAACAAAUGGCUCUAAUCAUUUACAUGGCUCACAUUGGGAGCUUCGUGCCAGCAAAAUAUGCAAAUAUUUGCGUAAUGGAACGAAUUAUGACUCGAGUAAAAACAAUUGAGUCCAUUUCAACGGGCUUAUCAUCUUACGUCUUGGAUCUCAAACAAGCGGCACUUAUGACCCGAGAAAAAACUGAACGAUCUGUUUUCGUGAUUGAUGAGCUAGGAAAAGGAACUGAUCCAGUCAGUGGAAUUAGCCUACUUUCAGCUCUCAUUAAUUAUUUUUCUCAAGCUGAUCAUGUUCCUCAUGUAUUUCUGGCUACCCAUUUUCUCACCAUCAAUGAAUAUGUUAAAAACUCUUGUCAAAUCUCAUUCUGGACUCCAAAUGUUACAUUAGAAGGAGAUGAUGUUAAUUAUUCUUAUAAAUUGUCUCCUGGAAAAGCUUCAUCAAGUCAAGCUUCAUUAAUAAUCAAAGCCACUGGUUUAGCUGAUCUUUUAUUGAAACGAUCCGAAGAGAUAGAGGAACAAUUAAAAACCGGUGGUUCUAUUGUCUCUCGACCAACAGUUUCUUUGCAAAAAUAUGCUGAAAAGUUAAUUUCCAUUUCAGAUAAAUUCGAUUCCACUAAUUUUGAUUCACCUGAUUUUGACGGGUUAAAGUUUCUCAAAGAAAUAGUUUCACCAAUUCCACCCACAUUUCAACGACCAUUUCGACCUCCUAUUCAAACACCAAUCAAUUCUCCUUUUACAUCAUCAACCAAUUCACCUCGAUCAUCAAUACAUUCACCUUACUCAGCACUUAGAACUCCAUUUAAAUCAUAAAAAGAUUUAUUUUCAUUCCGAAUAUGUUAUUCGUUUUUUUUUGUUACAGCUCUCAUUUCAAUUAACCUUUGAGUUAAUUAAAAAAAUCAAUUUGUAUCCCAAUUUUAAAAAGUUAAAUUGAAAAAGCUAAAAGACAAAAAGCUUUUGAAAAUAUUUAUCGAAAUUCUAUUUUUUAUAAAUAAACGAUCCCUUCAACACGUGUUUCACAGUUGUGGGUUUUGUUUACUUCCAAAA
Panonychus citri (citrus red mite) is the source of this 3072-nucleotide messenger RNA. Its product is annotated as mutS protein homolog 5-like. Gene Ontology annotation, biological process: mismatch repair; chiasma assembly. Bases 1 to 2838 code for a protein of 945 amino acids. The record is from RefSeq and is a predicted model, not a curated record. Gene Ontology annotation, molecular function: ATP binding; ATP-dependent DNA damage sensor activity; mismatched DNA binding. The transcript is spliced from 2 exons. NCBI's taxonomy places the organism in Eukaryota, Metazoa, Arthropoda, Arachnida, Trombidiformes, Tetranychidae. Gene Ontology annotation, cellular component: nucleus.